GCGGGCGGGCUGGAGGAGCUCUCGAACGCCAGCUCGCCGAGGAGCAGCCCCCGCGCGGGCGCCGCCCGGGCGGAGCUCCGGGCGGACGCGGCCGGCAUGCAGCUGUGCUGCGCCGCGGCCGCGGGCAACGCUCCGAUGCUGCGCCGCCUGGUCGCCGAGGGGGCCCACGUCAACGCCACGGACUACGACGGCCGCAUCGCCCUGCAGGUCGCAGCUGCAUACGGGUACCACGACCUCGCGAGAGAGCUGCUGGACCUCAGGGCCGACGUGAGGCACAGAGACAACUUCGGGAACACUGCGCUCUCGUCCGCGGUGAACCAGCAGCACGAGGAGGUCGCGACCCUGCUGCUGCAAGCGCUACAGGAGGGCGCCGGCGGCUCGAGGGAGGGGCCCUCCGCCGGCGACGUCGACGUGGCCCUGCCGGGGCAGGUCGGGGGCUUCGUUCGGGCGACCAGCGCCAGCACGGUGAACUGGAUGAUCCAGGAGAGGGAGGUCAAGUUCGGCCCCGUGAUCGCCAAGACCCUGAAGAGCGCCGUGCACGUGGCGGAGUGGAGGGGCAUCAAGGUGGUGGCGAAGACACUGCUGAAGAAGACCUGGCGCGAGGGCGCGGCGCCGGAGGAGGAGGAGGAGGGGCUCGACAUCAGGGAGGUGCUGCACGAAAUCAGCAUCCUCUCCACAAUGCGGCACCCUGACCUUGUGAUGUUCCUCGGAGCCUGCAUCUACAGUGCGCAGCCCUUCAUGAUUUCCGAGUUCAUGGAGGGCGGAGACUUGGAUCGUUAUUUCGACAGGAAGGCUUGCCAGCGGGGCUGCCCCUACAGGCCCGAAGUGAGACUAUUUCUUAGAUGGGCGAGCGCCGUUGCCAGGGCGCUGUGCUUCCUCCACAACUGCUCCUCUCCGAUUAUCCACAGGGAUCUCAAACCCAUGAACCUGCUUCUCACCAAGAACAAAGACCUCAAGAUGACCGACUUCGGCAUCAGCAAGAUCGUCAGACCGAGCCUUGCGGACCAGUCGGAAGACCGCGCGCCCAUGAUGACCGGAGGCGUGGGCACGUGGCGCUACAUGGCGCCGGAGGUGGUGCGCGCAGAGCAGUACACCGACAGGGCUGACAUCUACUCUUUCUCGCUCAUCAUGUGGUUCAUGAGCACGGGGCUCCAGCCCUUCGUGGACCAGUUCGGGCCGGACGCCGAGCUCGUCCUGCGGGACUACUUGCGGGGCAACGAGCCGCGGCCGGGCUUCAGCGGCGCCGGCAGCCUCCUGAGCGGGAGCAGGUCCACGCCUGCGACGCUGCGGCAGCUAGUGCAGGACUGUUGGCAUCGGCGCGCGGACGAGCGGCCCUCGGCGCACCAGUGCACCGAGCGGCUGGCGGAGGCUACAAUUCAGCUCGAGCAGCAGGGCAGUUGGAUGGCGCGCGCCGGAAAGGUUGUGGGCAUGCUGAAGUAGGCCGUCCUCCUAUGCAAAUCUCUCAGCCCUCGCUGCCAGAGAUCCGCAGCCUCCCCCCUCCUCCGCCUCCUCCUCCUCUUCCCUCUCCUCCUCCUCCUCUUUUUCCUCCUCCUCCUCAUUAUUUAUUUGUUCGUCUCCAUCCUCCCGCUAGUCCUCCUCCCAGCGCGGCUGCGUCUGGGCGUGUCGGCUUGCCCUAAGAGGCUGCCAAUGCGUCAGCAAACCUCUGAUACUGGGUUACUGCUAUACCCAGUUCCCCUCGUCCUCAUCCUCUUCAGCGGGCGUUGCAGGUGGUUCGCUUGGCGACGCCCUGUAGUGGCCCCAGGGUGGAGCCCUGGAGGCCUGCGAUAUCCUUGCUGACACGCAGCAUGCGCGAUGGUCUUCUGUCUUCGCAGGUCGCGCCUGUUGGGGCGCCGUGGGGGCUUCCGAGGUCGCCUGGCAGAAUUUCUGGGCCCCUCGUGGCGCUCUCUCGAGCGAUGACGGUCAUGCUCCUCUCGGGGACUGGGCUCUGGCAUGAGACAGGGGCCGGCGAAGCCGGAUGCCGCAGCUGCGGCUGAGAGGCACAAGCCUCAAGGGGCUCGCCUAGGAGUGGCCCGUGCGAGACUAUUCAGGAGCGGAAAAAACACACACACAGACACCAUGAAUCGUCCACUUCCAAGAAAA
Messenger RNA from Prorocentrum cordatum, 2100 nucleotides. The record is from the annotation of a GenBank genome assembly. Lineage: Eukaryota; Dinophyceae; Prorocentrales; Prorocentraceae.